Molecule: messenger RNA, 573 nt
Organism: Botrytis sinoallii
Lineage: Eukaryota; Fungi; Ascomycota; Leotiomycetes; Helotiales; Sclerotiniaceae
Exons: 1
Coding region: 1-573 (190 amino acids)
Source: RefSeq, a predicted model, not a curated record
AUGUGUAUCUUGAGGCUCUUCUAUUGUGGCGUUUUUCCUGAAUUCAAUAAACUUACGUAUUUGGCGCGGUUCUGUCCAUCUAAUAAGAUCCCUCUUAGCGAAAUCCCUGACACACACAAGUUCCUUCACAUCGAAGUAUUACAUCGAGCUGCCAGAUGUUACAAAGCGCAUACAUGGCAUAUGGGCGGCACCACGUGUCCUGGCUGGGUUGAGGGAGAGGAAGAGAUGUUACUCACGCAAAUGGCUGAUGAAGGUGUCAAUAUUCUUAAAGCUUUUGACAAGGCCUUCGAAUAUGAUCAUGAUAAUUGUUGGAUUAAGGAAAAGGUAUGGAAGCGUGGAAUGAGCUUUGCAGAAGUCAUCCACCAGGUAAAGAUGACCUUGACUGGAAAGAAAAUCAAAAGGAGAUUCAAGGUAGAUGAACGACUCGGAUGGACGAAACCUUGGAUAAAUGAAACCUCUCUUGCGGAACAGGAACAAAAUACCCCCAACUAUGACAUAGUCCAGGAAGUUUAUGAUCAGAAGCAUUUGGCAGUUCUUGAUCAAGAGUCAUCGAAAGCUUGUGCGAAAUUUUAA